AUGGGAAGCGGUAACCCACGAGAGGCGGAGCGUCGCCAGCUCGAGCUCUACCGCUCCGCGCCGAAGGCGCCCGCGCGCCUCCUCUCGCGCGAGGAGCUCGCGCGCUUCGCCUUCUCGCUGCGGCCGGCGUCGGGCUUCGUGCGGGUCGCGCGGCUCCACACGCCCGGCGCGAGCAGCCUGACCGCCUGGCAGCCGGUCGAGCGCGGCGGUCUCUCCGCCGGCAAGGCGGUCGUCACGCUCGGCCACCACGCGAGCACCGCGCCGGAUGCAGUCCCCGCGCGGGGCGCCGCCAUGGUGGUCGAGGCGCGCGCACCUCUGGUGCGAGACACGCGCACCGCGUCCACCUUCCGCGCCGACGCGAGCGGCCGGCUGCAGGCGUCGCUCGGGCCCGGCGUUAUGGUCGCGGGCUGCCCAAUCGGGGAGGCAGGAUUUGUGGAUGCGUGGUUACGCGCCCAGGUGAGCAGUAUCGUGAGCUACAUCGAGAAGACGGUUCUUUCGCUACGUGCUGCGAGCCCCCACGCGCUGUGGGCCGCCAUCUACUACUCCUGCUCUGCCAAGUUCGACUUCAUCCUCCGGCACCUCCCUCCCGACCAGACGGGCGUGCUCGUCGACGCCAUCACCGCGCGGCGGGCUCGCCUGCCUGCGCGGAUGCGCGGCCUCGGCCUGCGCUCGCUCGAGGAGGUGGCGCCGGCUGCGUUCUGCGCCUGCUUUGUCGAGGCGGCCGAGAGGUUCCUCGACAUGUCGACGCCCGGCGGCGGCAGCGAGCGCGGCUUCUUCCAGAUGCUCGCUCCGCUCUUCGGCCACGGCGCCUUCGAGUUGCCGUACCCGAACAGCCCUCGCCUCUCGCGCUUCCUCUCGGGCUGCACCACCUACGUCAACCCGCUCGGCGCGCAGCUGGGGCAGCUGACGCCGACGGGCGAGUCCUUCAAGACGGCGUGGGAGGGCAUGCAGCGCGAGGUCCGCGGCGAGGGCGUCGCGGGGCCUCUCGAUCUCCGGGCUCCCGAGGCUGGCAACGGGCGGGCCGGCAGCGCUGGGCUACAGCGGCAGCUGACGCAGCAGCGCGAGCAGGCCAAGCGCAACCAGCUCAGCCGCAGCAUCCUCGGGCUGCCGCACGGCGACACGCGGCGGGAGGCGUGGCUGGCCGUCGACUCGUUCUCGUCCGCGUGGGUGAGCUCAUGGCCCUCGGCUCAGAACCGGUGCGAGGCGCGCGAGUUCCGCGAGAUCUUCUGCACCUACCUCGGCCGGGAGAGCCCAGCCGUGCGCGCGCUCGUGGGCAAGAGCAUCGCCUGCUCCGGCCGCGGCCCUCCUCGAGUCUGCGAUGCCUUUGGCGUCCAGCUGGGCUUGGCGACGCUCAACGACCGCGCCCACGGCAACUGCCACGAUGACAUCUUCUCACGCGUGAUCGGUGAUGCGCUGCACGCGGGGCUGCGCGGCAAGGAGGAGCCGCGCGAGAUCUUCAGCGCCGUCAUCCCGCCUGUCACACUCAACGGCACAGCUGGCACGCGCGGCAAGAACGGCAUCGUGCCAGAUGGGCGCCUGCGCUGCAAGCUGCGCGAUGCGCAGCGCGGGCCCGAGCAGCCGCCGGCGGAGCACCUUCUCGAGGGCAAGACCAUCCACCGCGGCGGGCCUCACUACAUGAACAUGAGCGCUCGGGCGCGCGACGAUGGCCAGGGCGGCGCUGUCGCCGACAGGGCGAACCUGGUCCAGCGCGACUACGAGGCGCGGGCGGCGGCGCUCGAUGCCAAGCCGCACGUGCAGGCAUGGAACAACGGCUCGAGGGACGCCGUGUCCUCCGUGCUGCGCUCGUUUGGCACCGUGCGCAGCCUCGUUGUCGGGGCCUACGCGGAGGCGUCGGACGACCUGCACCAGCUGUUCGACUGUGUGGUGGAGUCGGCAUCCAAGCAGCACUGGAGGCGGAUCGGCGCGCGUAGCGCGAGGGAGGCGCGGUCCUACUUCGCUACGACGCUGCGGCGGGCGUGGGGCGUGCACUUUGCGCGCGAGUUCGCGCGGCACCGCCUCCGACGCGUGGUGUUCGUGGGGGCCCCGCGGCGACAGCCGGGCAGGCCUCUCGCGACGGCCGAUGGCGACCGGCCGGCGCUCUCGGCGGGCGAGUUUGCGGCGCACGCGCUGCGCGUAGGCGGCGCGUGGGCGGGUGGCCCGCCCGGCCGAUGA
Messenger RNA from Emiliania huxleyi CCMP1516, 2172 nucleotides. RefSeq lists its product as hypothetical. The record is from RefSeq and is a predicted model, not a curated record. NCBI's taxonomy places the organism in Eukaryota, Haptophyta, Isochrysidales, Noelaerhabdaceae. The transcript is spliced from 6 exons. The coding region runs from base 1 to 2172 and encodes 723 amino acids.